CUGAACACAAACAGCAGAAUGGAAACUUUCUCUCUAGUACAUAUGCAAUAAUAGCUUUAAAAAAAUCAGUAUAGACCUCUACAACUCGAUUCAUUCCUUUUAAAACGUAUUUUUUUUUCUUCUAAGAAGCAACCUGCUAUUCAAGAUGCUUCAGAAGUGUGUUGGGUUUCUGUGUAUUUCUUUAGUCCUCUGUUCUACCCUUUCCGAGACUUUUGGACUGGUUCUUUCGGCAAAAGAAAAGAGGGGUUGGACACUUAAUAGUGCAGGCUAUCUACUGGGGCCUCGUCGUAUUGAUCAGCUUUUACUGAUAAAGGAUAUGCCCAGUGCAAGGGGGAAUGAAGAGCCACAUGGGAACUAUGCUGUUGACAAUCACAGAUCUUUAAGUGAUAAGCAUGGUCUGCCAGGCAAACGCGAGCUGCAGAUUGACGAUGACAUUAAAUCAGGUACUCUAAGAAUACCAGAUGAAAAUGUAAUACGGACUGUGGUGGACUUUUUGUCCUACUUACGGCUGAAAGAAAUGGGAGCACUAGAUGAUCUACCCUCAUCGGAAGAAGGGACUCAACCAUAACCAAAGUGUCCAUGUGAUUCAAUAGCCGUGAUUCUGGGAUUCAGGAACUUGAAAAUGCUUUAGAGGGAGCUAUUGUCAGCAGCAAAGCCGAUAUAGCCGACUCCUGUUGAUACUUUUCCUAAUACGCCAGGUGUUAGUGAACAUUCUAUUUACUUCUUUCUGUACUACUGUUAAAUAUCAAUGAGUUUUUUUUUGUUUGUUUGAAAAAAUAUCUUACUUAAUAAAACUAAAUAACUGCACCUGCUACAUGUUCUCAAAGAUUUUUUUUUUGUAGUGCUUGUUUCACUGUGUCCUCUAGUCCUUGUAUCUCAGUUGUGCUCCAAUGACUGGCUAGGUUAACUUAUUAUGCACGAAACUGUGUACAAAAAAAAAGUCCCAAGAGUUGUAAAAUGUGGAAAAUAAUUUUAUUGUUGUGUUUUAAUGCAUUCAAAUUCAUCCAAUUCCAAACUCCAUUUAUUAAUAAAGUUAAUUUGAAAAGACUGUGUUACACAAAUAACUUCAGAUUCACUUGUUCUAAUGUAUUUUGAUAGCGUAGCAUGGGAUAAAAGAAUCUUCACCCCCAUUGUUCUUUUCAGACAAACUGCCAAUCACGGAGAGAACCCCAUUUAUACUCUCUUCCUUACUUA
Acipenser ruthenus (sterlet) is the source of this 1194-nucleotide messenger RNA. It is a transcript of the gene gal, whose product is annotated as galanin/GMAP prepropeptide. The record is from RefSeq and is a predicted model, not a curated record. The transcript has 7 exons. Lineage: Eukaryota; Metazoa; Chordata; Actinopteri; Acipenseriformes; Acipenseridae. The coding region runs from base 146 to 568 and encodes 140 amino acids. Gene Ontology annotation, molecular function: hormone activity. Gene Ontology annotation, cellular component: extracellular region.